AUGGAUAAGGGGCAGUUUACUGACGGUGACAGGUUCGGACAUGAGAUGGGCACAUUUUUAGCAGGACAGGACGACAGGGUCAUUGAUGAGGAAGGUGAUUUGGACGCGAUCUUAGAGCAAUGUCGCGGCCGUGAUUAUGAUAGUGGGGUAGAGAAUGAAACAGAGACUGGCACACAGGUCGAGGCGGCAGCAGAAGUUUAUAAUCAAACGAACGAGGGCAGACAGGGGCCAGCUCGGUCACAUCAGAGGUCUAGCGCCCAGGUGUCCAGAGUUACAUCGCCCAUGUUUGAAGACGGUCACAAAGGUGACAUAAACCCUAUACUGAGCUUCCUACGAUCAAUGAAAGAAGAAGCUGACGAACAGCGUAAGAAGGAGAAGGAAGAAGCUGACGAACAGCAUAAGAAGGAGAAGGAAGAAGAUUAUGAACAGCGAAAGAAGGACAAGGAAGAAGCUGACGAACAGCCUAAGAAGGAAAAGGAAGAAGCUGACGAACAGCAUAAGAAGGAGAAGGAAGAAGAUUAUGAACAGCGAAAGAAGGACAAGGAAGAAGGUGACGAACAGCGUAAGAAGGAGAAGGAAGAAGCUGGCGAACAGCCCAUGGCUAACCCAGUCUCUGGAGUUUCAGUGAGGCGUAGUGAGAACUCGGAGGCCGUGUCGUACGGCGCGCACAUCACUGCCAUCAAUAGCGGCGAGCAGCGAGACAUCUGA
Messenger RNA from Schistocerca gregaria, 708 nucleotides. RefSeq lists its product as uncharacterized. NCBI's taxonomy places the organism in Eukaryota, Metazoa, Arthropoda, Insecta, Orthoptera, Acrididae. The record is from RefSeq and is a predicted model, not a curated record. The coding region runs from base 1 to 708 and encodes 235 amino acids. The transcript is spliced from 2 exons.